Molecule: messenger RNA, 1364 nt
Organism: Parastagonospora nodorum SN15
Lineage: Eukaryota; Fungi; Ascomycota; Dothideomycetes; Pleosporales; Phaeosphaeriaceae
Exons: 3
Coding region: 1-825 (274 amino acids)
Biological process (GO): rRNA base methylation
Cellular component (GO): small-subunit processome; nucleolus
Molecular function (GO): rRNA binding; rRNA (pseudouridine) methyltransferase activity
Source: RefSeq, a predicted model, not a curated record
AUGCCUGGCCCCCUCCAAGCAGAGUCGCCCACCGAGCGACCGUCGUCCCGUGACUCACCCGAGCGGGGCAAGAAGCGCGCAAGGACCCAAUCCAUGCCUCCGCCAGAGCUACCCAAGCUGGUCGCUGAGCAGCAUGCGCCCAUCCCCACCAACGACAAAGACACGCAGCGCCUCAUUGUGGUGCUGUGCAAUGCCACGCUCGAGACGUACAAGGCGUCCCACGGCUCCGGCCGGGGUCCUGGAGCGCGUGAGGACAAGUACAACCUCCUCAACAGCGACGAUCACAUUGGUGUCAUGAGGAAAAUGGGCCGCGAUAUCAGCGAGGCGCGGCCGGAUAUCACCCAUCAGUGUCUCCUCACCCUCUUGGACUCGCCUAUCAACAAGGCCGGCAGGCUGCAGAUCUACGUUCAGACAUCCAAGAACGUCCUGAUCAAAGUAUCCCCCGGCGUGCGCCUUCCCCGAACUUUCAAGCGAUUCGCUGGGUUGAUGGUGCAGCUACUCCAUCGCCAUCAGAUUCGGUCGACACAAUCGCAGGAGAAGCUCAUCGAGGUCAUCAAGAACCCCAUCACCGACCACCUGCCACCCAACUGCCGCAAGGUCACGCUCAGUUUCAACUCCGAUGUCGUGCGUGUAAGUGACUACAUUGCCGACCUCAACCAGAACGAGAGCAUAGCCGUCUUUGUCGGAGCCAUGGCAAAGGGCAACGACGAUUUUGCCGACCACCUCAAGGACGACAGCAUCGCCAUCAGCAAUUACAACCUCAGUGCCAGCGUUGCUUGCAGCAAGUUCUGCCAUGCUGCCGAGGACGUUUGGGGCAUCUUCUAGUCACCGACUGCCAGCACUCCUCAGUGCCACAUGCGCACACAGGAUACGCCCUCUUAGUCAAACGCGACUACUGGCCCGACAUGACUGCGCCACGUUUACCAAAGGAAAGGAACGAGAGACAGGAUCCAUUUACCCAGCAGGACACGUAGGCUGGCCUAGAUCACAACAUCGACAGCCGCCUGCGCUGCUUUGCUUGAUUUUGAGCGUCUGCUUGAGGUUUUUUUUACAACAAAACUAUACUCUGGCUCAACGCACAAACAUCCUUCUUCAUCUUUGAAGAACUCGUGGGGCAUUUCAACCUGCCUCACUCCUCCUGUUUUUUUUUCUUUCUUAUUGUCAUCACGGCAUUGCGUCCCGCCAGUGCGCACAAUGUAGGUGUUCUGAUCCGACUGGACGGUGAUGCAGGCUUUUUGUCUGCCGUGUCAUUAGCCUGUCAUCCCCGUGAGCGACUAGCUUAAUAGGUAACUUGUGCCCUCGACCGAGUAGCGGUAUUAGGAUGGCCAUCAAUCUCUGCGUCAAUAGCAUCUGACAAAAUCCAA